AUGUACCUAAAAGAAGAAUUUGAAGACAAUGUUUUUUUCUUUGACAUGCUGCAAAGUGAGUUUUUAAAAUUUGCCCAAAUAGAUGAAAAGGGAUUUAUCAGCGUAGAUGAAGAGGGAGUAGAAGCAGCAAGUGGACUUGCUGUCACGAUGGUACCAGCAGAAUUCAACAAAGAGAUCAUUUCUCCAGAUGGACUAAAGAUGUCGGAAAUGUCCAUAAAAACCGUAAUUUCCAACCGAUUUGCGAAAACUUUAGUAACGUGCAAGGUCCAAAACAACGACAAGUCAGCGAAAGAAGCCACUUUUACUGUUGUGUUACCUGAAACGGCAUUUAUUACAGAGUUUGUUAUGGAAAUGGACGGUAAAAGUUACAAAUCUUAUAUAAAAGGAGUGGAAGAAGCUAGAUCUGUUUACGAUGAGGCCUUAGCUCGUGGUAAGAGCGCAGGGAUCGUCGAAGCCGACGCGAGAGACUCGACACAAUUCAACGUGUCUGUAAACAUGGAACCUCAAUCUAUAGCUGUCUUCUUGCUGACAUACGAAGAAAUGCUCCAGCGUAUCCACGAUCAAUACGAGCUGGUGUUAAAUAUUUGUCCAGGGAGAAUUGUAGACAAUCUACACGUGGAG
Molecule: messenger RNA, 621 nt
Organism: Anoplophora glabripennis (Asian longhorned beetle)
Lineage: Eukaryota; Metazoa; Arthropoda; Insecta; Coleoptera; Cerambycidae
Product: inter-alpha-trypsin inhibitor heavy chain H4-like
Exons: 4
Source: RefSeq, a predicted model, not a curated record